CCUUCCAAUUUCUUCUUCACUCCUCAUUCUCAUCUAACAAUCUUCCCUUUCUUCUCCGAAGAGUCGCUGGCACCACCACCACCAUCGUCCCUCGUGCCCAGCUCGUGCCCGCCACCACCGCCGUCACUCCUCACUUUCUUCAAACACUGAUGUUGCUUUGGGGUUUUUUGCUUUGGGGUUGUCGACGAAAAGAAUGAUCCGUUUUCUAUGGCACCCCAAAAAGCACUUGAAAGUAUUGGAAAAACAUUGAGUGUACAGUAUGAGAGGUGGCAACCCAGGGCCCGUUAUAAAGUUCAGCUGGAUCCCACUGUGGAAGAGGUAAAAAAGCUUUGUAGUACAUGUCGCAAGUAUGCAAAGACUGAACGAGUUCUCUUCCAUUAUGUUUAAAUAUUAGUGUUGAUCCACCUGAUGUAAUUAAGAUUUCACCUUGUGCCAGAAUGGAGUGCUGGAUAGAUCCGUUUUCUAUGGCACCCCAAAAAGCACUUGAAAGUAUUGGAAAAACAUUGAGUGUACAGUAUGAGAGGUGGCAACCCAGGGCCCGUUAUAAAGUUCAGCUGGAUCCCACUGUGGAAGAGGUAAAAAAGCUUUGUAGUACAUGUCGCAAGUAUGCAAAGACUGAACGGGUUCUCUUCCAUUAUAACGGACAUGGUGUUCCAAAGCCAACAGCUAGUGGUGAAAUUUGGCUUUUUAACAAGAGUUAUACCCAGUAUAUCCCCUUACCUAUUAGUGAUCUGGAUUCAUGGUUGAAGACACCUUCCAUUUACGUGUUCGACUGUUCUGCUGCUGGGAUGAUAGUCAAUGCCUUCACUGAGCUUCACGAUCCCUCUGGAUCAACGAGGGACUGCAUUUUGCUUGCAGCAUGUGAAUCACAUGAAACUCUUCCCCAAAGAGCUGAAUUUCCUGCAGAUGUUUUUACCUCUUGCCUUACAACACCAAUCAAGAUGGCCUUGAGAUGGUUAUUCGAGCUCGGUUGCUACAGUUCAGGAAGAGGAAUGUCAAGCCCUUGCUGCAUUUGGUGCCUGUUUCCAAUAUUAAUAAUUGUUUGAAGAAGCAUUUUCGAGACCUUUAAAAUGUCGUGAUCUUUGAAUUUAUAUAAUUCUGUUUGGUUGCAGUUAAUUUUACAAGCGUGUUUUCAUUGUUGGUGGAAUCAGACUUGAAUAAUAUGGGAUUUAUGUGCUUUAAGAUAUGAAUGGGAUUUAUUGUUGCUUUAAGAUA
Cucumis melo (muskmelon) is the source of this 1215-nucleotide messenger RNA. Its product is annotated as regulatory-associated protein of TOR 1-like. Gene Ontology annotation, cellular component: TORC1 complex; cytoplasm. Bases 438 to 1046 code for a protein of 202 amino acids. The transcript is spliced from 8 exons. NCBI's taxonomy places the organism in Eukaryota, Viridiplantae, Streptophyta, Magnoliopsida, Cucurbitales, Cucurbitaceae. Gene Ontology annotation, molecular function: protein-macromolecule adaptor activity. Gene Ontology annotation, biological process: cellular response to starvation; positive regulation of protein serine/threonine kinase activity; regulation of autophagy. The record is from RefSeq and is a predicted model, not a curated record.